Grammomys surdaster is the source of this 1804-nucleotide messenger RNA. It is a transcript of the gene Pole3, whose product is annotated as DNA polymerase epsilon 3, accessory subunit. Gene Ontology annotation, cellular component: CHRAC; epsilon DNA polymerase complex. Gene Ontology annotation, biological process: DNA damage response; heterochromatin formation; leading strand elongation. NCBI's taxonomy places the organism in Eukaryota, Metazoa, Chordata, Mammalia, Rodentia, Muridae. The coding region runs from base 99 to 536 and encodes 145 amino acids. The record is from RefSeq and is a predicted model, not a curated record. Gene Ontology annotation, molecular function: chromatin DNA binding; protein heterodimerization activity. The transcript is spliced from 4 exons.
AGCCUCCGAGGGUUAUAUCUUAGCGACGCGGGAAGUCCAGACGCCAGAACUGUCUGAAGAGGAGACCUGAGAAGGAGGGUCGGGCACCAGCGGAGGCGAUGGCGGAGAGGCCUGAGGACCUAAAUCUGCCCAACGCCGUCAUUACCAGGAUCAUCAAGGAGGCGCUCCCGGACGGUGUCAACAUCUCCAAGGAGGCCCGAAGCGCCAUCUCCCGCGCCGCCAGUGUCUUCGUUUUGUAUGCCACAUCCUGUGCCAAUAACUUCGCAAUGAAAGGAAAGCGCAAGACUCUCAAUGCUAGUGAUGUGCUGUCAGCCAUGGAAGAGAUGGAGUUCCAGCGGUUCAUAACACCAUUGAAAGAAGCUCUAGAAGCAUAUAGGCAGGAGCAGAAAGGCAAGAAGGAAGCUUCGGAGCAAAAAAAGAAGGACAAAGACAGAAAAGAUUCUGAAGAGCAAGACAAAAGCAGGGAGGAGGAGGAUGACGAUGAAGAAAGACUGGACGAGGAAGAACAGAACGAGGAGGAGGACGUAGACAACUGAAUGGAGAGAGACUGUGGCACGGUGGAAGGGACCCUGAGGGCCUGAGAUGUGUUUAUGUGAAGACUCUCCCUGCAAGGCAGAGCCAUUUUUGGCACUGGUGCCCGAGAUCAAAAUAAAAAACUGACCAGAAAGAUCAGCUCUUCCCAGACUCCGAGCAUCUGAGUUACAGAAACCUGUUUUGCUCCUCAGUCUGCAGGUUAUGACUUUUUAGUAUGAGGGAUUCUGAAUGACUACAUAGUUUGGUGUUGCUUGUUUACUUAAAGUAUAUGGCUAGCUAGUUUUUGAUCCCAUUUCCCUGCCUCUCCAAAAAGUUAUAACAUCCGUGUUGCCUGCUGUGUUCCAAGUCACAGAGGCACUAAAGGCUCAGGGGGGAAAAUGGGGCUUUGAUCAUGGUCACCUGUUUGUACAGUAAUUGGCAAUAGGUAUUAAUGCUCAGAAUGGUUGCUCUUUAGAAAACAACUAAGAGAAUAAGGAAAUCUCUGCACUUGGUGGUAGCAUUGCUUACUUGGUUUCUGGCUUUUGAGACUUACUUAGCUUUGUAGUCCUUUAUUGACUCUAGAUGCUCAGUCGUCCGGGGUGGCUACACUCCUAUGACAUAUACUCUUAAAUUCUGAGUGUUGAUUAGAACCUGUCAAGAAAGGGUGCCAAUUCUUAAAAGCAGAUGGCUUAAUCUUGGAGGUAACUCAGUGCCUGCCACUGUAGGACCUAGUGCCGCCUCCUGGAAGGUAGUAAAAUCCCAGAUUUCCUCUUUAGUCCAUCUCCCAGACUGUGGCUGCUGCUUUUCAUUCCCUGAAUUCAUAACAGGUUCCAGAGACUUCAUCUCCUCCAGGCAUAGCCUGUUCUGUCUCCAUCUCUCCCGCCUCUGCUUCCCAGACCUUCUUUCCCCUCUUAUUUCAUCUUCUAGUCUAAGGACUUUGAUAACCUGUGUCAUAUCCCAAAGUACAAGGUUCUCAGAUUUCUUAGUCUUAAUCUCCUGUCUUUUUAAAGAGAAUUGGGAAACACUUCUGAACCAUAAGGUUAGAGAAAUGGUGCUCAGGAAUGCAGCACCACUGCUGUAGCUUUGAACUGUUAGCCUUUCCUUUCCCUAGUUAGUGCCCCAAGCACUUUUCCUAUCUUGUUGUGCACUUGAGGCUGGCAGGUGAUGUAAUAUAGUUGGAUACUGUUUACUAGUCAGGGAAAUACAGGGAAGAGUUUGUUGAAAGUGACUGGAGACUGUUGAGAAGAUUUUAAUGCUUUCUAUAAAUAAAGAACAUUCUUGUUUAAAAUGA